GUGGCGGCGCCAUCUUGCCUGCAGUAGGGUGCCUCUCAAAAUACAUGGCAUGCUCGUAAACAUUGGAAUGUUAGAAGACGUAGUUUCAUCCUCGGCAACUAUUUAGAUAUGAUGUGAAUGUACGUAACCUAUUGAAAGUUCUCUCUUACAAAACUUUAGUUCCGUCUUCGUAACUUUAUACUAAAAAAUAUAAUUAUCAUAGAAACGAUGAAUGUUUAGCACACUGGGUAAUGUAGUUUGUGGAUACAUUAAGUUGAAGCGGGAAAUCCCCCCAAAAGACUACAUUUCCCACGAGAUGACGCGCUAGCUGAAGCCGGAAGUGCGUUGUUUCCGUGGUGGAAAAAAGUUCUCACAAGUUGUUUUCAUGCCAGUGUAGAAAAAAGUCACGUUUCUGGCUUUUGUCGACACUCAUGAGAUUGCAUCGAGGCAUUUUGAAGACACACAAGGGACCAGAACUUUAUAAGAAUGAAGGGUCAACCAGGUCCAGUUCAGAUCGUCACAGUGUGUAAAGAGGAUCACUCCUUUGCUUUGGACACAGAGGCUUUGGCUAAGGUUCUGUUGGCUCCUGAGGUUCGAGACAAACAUGUGGUGGUGCUGUCGGUGGCCGGAGCUUUCAGGAAAGGCAAGAGCUUCAUCCUCGACUUCAUGCUCCGCUACAUGUACAGGAAGGGUGAUGCAAACUGGUUAGGUCAGGAGGAUGAGAAGCUGACUGGAUUUUCUUGGCGAGGAGGUUCAGAACCAGAAACGACUGGCAUCCAGCUGUGGAGUGAAGUUUUCCCCGUCACGAAGAGUGAUGGAACAGAGGUGGCAGUAGUGUUGAUGGACACUCAGGGAGCAUUUGAUAAUCAGUCAACUGUGAAGGACUGUGCCACCAUCUUUGCCCUCAGCACCAUGACCAGCUCCAUCCAGAUCUACAACCUGUCUCAGAACGUCCAAGAGGACGACCUGCAGCAGCUACAGCUGUUCACGGAGUAUGGGCGUCUGGCCAUGGAUGAGAUCUUUCUGAAGCCCUUUCAGUCUUUAAUGUUCCUGAUCAGAGACUGGAGCUUUCCAUAUGAAUAUGCCUACGGGUUUAGAGGAGGCAACGAGUUCCUGGAUAAAAGAUUACAGGUCAAGGAGGCCCAGCAUGAGGAGUUGCAAACAGUGAGAGAGCACAUCCACUCAUGCUUCACUAAAAUUUCCUGCUUCCUGUUGCCUCACCCCGGGUUAAACGUUGCCACCAGCCCCACAUUCGAGGGACAGCUCAAUGAUGUGGCCCCAGAGUUCAGAGAGCAGCUGCUGAGCCUGAUCCCCAAACUGCUGCAUCCCGAUCGUCUGGCUGAGAAAGAAAUCAACGGAAACAAAGUCACCUGUCGCGGUCUGCUCGAAUUCUUCAAGGCUUACAUAAAGAUUUACCAGGGAGAGGACUUGCCACAGCCAAAGACCAUGCUCAUGGCUACAGCAGAGGCCAACAACCUGGCCGCCGUGGCAGCAGCCAAAGAUCAGUAUUACAAGAACAUGGAGAAGGUGUGUGGGGGAGACUUGCCUUAUGUCGCCCCUGAAUCCCUGGAGGAGAAACAUCUCUUCAACUCCCGUGAGGCUCUCCAUACCUUCUCCUCCACCAAGAAGAUGGGUGGACAAGAGUUUUGUGAUCGUUACCAAGCACAGUUGGAGAAGGAGAUGGAGGAAAUAUGGCAGUCAUUAUGCUUGCAUAAUGAGUCCAAAAAUCUCUUCAGCGCAUUCCGCACACCCGCCGUGCUGUUCGUCCUGGUGUGCCUUCUCUACGUGCUGUCAGGUGUGCUGCUCUUCGUCGGCCUCUCUACCAUCGCCCUUGUGUGCGACUGCACCCUCGGCGUGGUCAUGAUGUCCAUACUGACGUGGGCCUUCAUCCGCUACUCUGGUCGGUACCAGAGUGUGGGGGGAGCCAUCGACCAGGCGGCAGGUGUCGUGCUGGAGCAGGCUACGGUGGUGUUGAACAAGUCGAGAGGUGCUAACCUUAUUGACCAGAAGAAAUCCAGUUAGAGGACCUCUGUACCUUCAUAAUCUUGAUGCAAUGCAACCAGCACUCAACACAAGCACACAUUCUGCACUAAAGCCUUAUCAUGCCUCCCAUUGGAACAAAAAUACAGCUGAACUUCAUUGAUAUAAGGUAAAAAAAACAAAAACAUGAUGCCGAUUCACCAGCAUCUUUAUUAUGCACGUUACUAUGCCUGUUACAGUCAAGGCUUCCAUAAAGGUGGCUAGAGGUACAGAAGCAGGGGGGGUCAAACACCCAAACCCCUCUUCCUGCCAUCGUUGUUUAUAAUUGGUCUUAAAAGACGAGUCAAUGUUUACCUUCAAAAUUACAAAACACUUCAAUUUUCUACAGCAGCUUUACGCAACUUUACUUUUCUUUACAUUGUUCAGUCUGGAGCAGUCGAGGUGCUUUUCAAAGUAAUUACUGCGGUUUAUCUUCAAGAGACUUCCUUUAAAAAUGCUGGCUUUCAGGCUCAAACACUUCAACAUGUUUCUGUGAGGCUAUUUUUUUUUUUUUUUUACUUUGUGGCCUUAAAUACAUUCCAUACUGUUGGAAUUGCUUUAUAUUUGAUACAAACUUGCAUAUCUGAAAGGGUGAGCUGUCACUACUUUUAAAGGAAGAGAGGAUUUGCACUUUCUUUAUCGCUCAGUAGGUUUUGGUAGCUGCGUUUGAUGAGAGUUCAGUAGGAUCUCAUUUGUUUUGGACGCUUUGCAGCUUUUUCUUGACGGAAUUGUGUUACACUUUUUAUAUUUUGAUACUAUAUCCUAGACUUCUACAGGUAUUGUGUAUAAGAACUUCUAUUGUCCAAAGAUGAAGCUUAUUUAGAAGACUUAGAGAGGUAUCCUAAAUACUAGGAAGCUGAGUACCCGCUUAAUUAAAACUAGCAACCAGCAACCAAAGAGUUAGCUUUAAAGAAGUAUGAAUAUUAAGCUUUGACCUAGUACCCUUAUCACUUAAAAAGACAGUAUGUGGUUUUAUAAGUGAUUACAGUAGGUGCAACAUGGUUUAAACGUACUAUGCACAUUAAGAAUGCAGCUUGGAUAGAAAUCACACUUAAUAAGUCGUAGAAACCAAAAGAAAAUAGCACUUUUUGAAUUUGUCUUUUAUUGAUACAUUUCAGAGUUUUAGAAGUUUGUACGCAGUUUCUGAACACGUUUAGCACUUUCAGUCCUCAAUCGAAAAGGAAAUGCUCUUGGUGAUAGUUUGGAGAUUGUGCGAUCGUAUUUCCACCUCUUUAUACAUACUCAUUCUCCAUACGUGUUUACAUCUGAUCUAAAGUAAAGUGUAAAAAUACAACAGAAAGGAAACACUUCUUUUGAUACUUAACAUUACUACAAACUGUUAUGGAGGAAAAAUUGGAACAGAUAGUUCUUAGUCCAGUUUGAAAUAGCUGCAUGACUUGGUCAGAGAUUUGUUUCAGGUAAUGACUAUACAGCGCUUAAUAAAACAAUGUACUGAAAGGGAAACUGGUACAUAUGGGCUGACUUGUUUUCUAAAUCCCUGUUUACUUUCAGUCAUUUUACCAAUCAGGUGAUUUCCCCCGUAUGAAUGUUCACACUAUAUAGAAGAUGUAUUAGGUUAAAGGUUGACAUAGUGGGGCAGAAUCAAGCCUUGGAUUUAGAUGCAAAAAGAUCGGUUGACCUGAGACUGUAAGUAGCAUCCUGUGGUCUGAUAUGUUUUUUUUAGUGUGCAAGUCAAAAGCUAAACGUGUUUUCUGUGCUUUAAUACAGGAUUGAGAAACAAAAAGCUGCUUAACUAUGCUUAAAUACCACAAUGAUUAAAUGAUACUGUAAGUGUAAGUCAUAAGUAUACAGGGCCAAACUAGAAAUCUGAAAAUACUGAGGAUGACACCCUCUUGAGUUCCAGGAUUUUGGACCAUCUUAACACAUUCCAUGUCUCUCUUUCCACAAGUGGAGAAAGCUACAAGAUGUUGUAAAAGCAUUAACUUUUGCACUUUUCCUCCUCUUUGGUGCUUUUUGCACACGGCUUGUUCUGAGAUAAAUGAAAUGCAUGCAAUAUUGUAAUAAUGGUAAAUAACUCAUGUUUUGCAGGGCUAUGGUGGCCUUGACUUGAGAAAUGCUGUUUUAUAAAGAAUAAAAAGAGCUUUAAACUGUU
Molecule: messenger RNA, 4111 nt
Organism: Notolabrus celidotus (New Zealand spotty)
Lineage: Eukaryota; Metazoa; Chordata; Actinopteri; Labriformes; Labridae
Gene: atl3
Product: atlastin 3
Exons: 14
Coding region: 466-2001 (511 amino acids)
Biological process (GO): endoplasmic reticulum organization; protein homooligomerization
Molecular function (GO): GTPase activity; GTP binding
Source: RefSeq, a predicted model, not a curated record